CUUCCAAAAGCUGGUUCUCGGCGAUUAGUUCAAGUGAAGUUUUCGUUCGAGUCAGUUCUUUCGAGGAGAACUGAACACAGGAAAUUGAUAUUUCAAUAUAAAGUACUGCUGACUUACGUUGGGAGUUGAGUUGGUGGAAGAAGGAUUUUUCAACAAAAGAGGAGAAAAUGGACGAGAAAAAAUCCUCUGGAAUCAGCAACCCUGCUUUUGAGAAAGACGAAGCUGGCGGCGAUGCACCUGCCAAACAAAAUGGCGCCGCAACGGUCUCGAAAUACAGCAAUCUCCCGGAGGCGGAGAAAAAGACCCUAAAAUUCAAGAUCCUGAAGAAUAUUGUCAUCAUUUCCAUCGCUUUUGUCUUCCUUUUCACCAGUUACAACUCGAUGGCCAACCUCCAGUCUUCCAUUAACGAUGUCGACGGCACGGCCUCCCUCUCCACCCUGUACGCAGCCCUCGUCAUCUCCUGUUGCUUCGUACCUUCUUGGCUCAUCAAGAAACUGAAGACCAAAUACACGAUGGCCCUUUGUAUGUUGGGCUACUCGACCUACAUAGCCUCCCAGUUCUACCCGGAGAUCUACACGCUCGUGCCCACGGCUAUCAUCCUGGGUAUGGGAGCCGCGCCCAUGUGGUCUGCUAAGUGCACGUAUCUGACGAAGGUCGGAGCAAUCUACGGCGAACUCGUGGGUGAAGACAGCGAGGUGAUCAUAACUCGUUUCUUUGGGAUUUUCUUCCUGUUCUUCCAGUCGACGCAGGUGUGGGGGAACCUCAUCUCUUCCUCAGUCCUGUCCGUGGGCGUGGGCGAGACGAACCGCACUGAGGAGGACCUAGCAGUGUGCGGCAUCAACUUCUGUCCUUGGGAUCAGACGAACACGACCACCAGCGACGGCGGCGAAAAAGACGAAGAGGAAAUCCCGAAGUGGCAGAUCUACACCAUGGCCACGAUUUACCUGUGUUUCUCCCUCUUCGCCUCCGUCAUUAUCCUGCUUUUUGUAGAUCCGCUGAAAAGUUUCGGCGAAGAUGAGGAGAACAAUGCAAAUUCGGGCAAAACGGGCGUGCAGCUCCUCGUGGCUUCCUUCAACCACAUGCGCCAUCCGUACCAAUUGCUGAUCAUUCCCCUCACCAUCUGGUCGGGUGUCGAACAGGCCUUCAUCGGCGCUGACUACACUGCUGCCUACGUCUCCUGCGGCCUGGGUGUCCACAUGGUCGGCUACGUCAUGAUCUGCUUCGGGGUUUGCGACGCUAUCUGCUCCGUGAGCUUCAGUCCGCUCGUCAAGAUCUUCGGGCGUAUCCCUGUCUUCACCAUGGGCUUCGUCAUCAACCUGGGUAUUAUUAUCACGUUGAUUCACUGGAUGCCGACGCCGGAUGACCUGCCCAUUUUCUUCGUCAUUUCCGGACUGUGGGGCGUGUCCGAUGCCGUGUGGCAGACCCAGAUCAAUGCUCUCUACGGCGUGAUCUUCCCCGGCGAGUCCGAGGCAGCCUUCAGCAACUACCGGCUGUGGGAGAGCAUGGGCUUCAUCAUCGCCUACGCCUGCAGCACCCUCAUUUGCAUAGAGGCCAAGAUCACGAUUCUCCUGGUCUUUAUCUCCCUCGGCGCCGUCGGGUACUAUGCCAUCGAGGCGAUCGAGUGGCGGGGGGGACUUCGGAAGGACGCCAAGGGGAAAGUCGUGCCGAUUGACAAGCUGUUUGUGGAGUGAGUGAGGUUGGUUUGUUUUGGAGGUCGUUUGAGUUGAUUUGGAUGAGGAGGUCGUCGUCUGUGGAGUGGAUUUCAGAGAGGUCGUUUGUGUUGGUCGUUGUCUGAAGUGAGGGGGGAGGGGGGGAGGGUCGUUUCGAGAAGUCGUUUGGUUGUUUCGUUGUUUGUGGCGUGAGGAGAAGUUGUUUGUGGCGUGAGGAGAAGUUGUUUGUUUGUUGGAGGGAAAAAAAUGGUCGUUUGCUAGUAUGAAGAGAAAUCAGAUAUUAAUAGUAAUAAUAUCAUUAAAUGUUAUUGGUAUUAAUAUUAAUUACUAUUAAUAUUAAUUAUAUCAAUUAUUAUUGUUAAUAUUGAUAAUAUGUUUUGGAGUGAAGAGAAAAAAGUUGCUGACUUUGGAUUGGAAUAUUUAAAAAGUUUCAGUCAUUGUUGGUGAAGCUAUAUCUAAAUAUUUCGGUAGAUAUUUUAUGAAGUGAAAAUAAAUCUUUUUGUAGAUAAAUUGAGCCAGUUGACGUAGAGAAAUAAGCUGAAUGACUGUGAGUGUGUGUUACAGAGAUGCCCUUAGUAUCUUCCUGUAAAAUAUUCCUUUGUGUAUUGUAAAAUAGUGUAUUUUUACUCCCUUUUUUAAAUGUGCCUUCCUCCUCUGAGCUGUUCAAAGGCACACAAUAGUUGAGAACUAGUCAGUAGAACUUUUUUUUUUAAUGACCUGUUAUCCGUUAUUUCAUUCGAAAGACAUGGUAUAUCUAUAAUUUUUUCCCAGGUAUUGAUAUUCUGAUGUACAGUCACGGUCAAAAACUAUUUGUCAAAUAUUUAGCAUUCCGACUCCAUGCUUCAUUUGCGACACAACUUUUGUCCGUGACUGUACGUUGGGGAAAUCUUAGUACUUUCUUUGUUACGCUUAGCAGUAGUUAUAAAAUGCUAUUCUUUAACAUGGAAAAGUUAAGAAUCUGUAGAUCUUUCUGCCUUAUCGAGACUACUGGGAUCUUAGUGUCCAUUCCUAUUCAUUCCAAGUUAGUACUUUGCAUACCCAAGUGUUAAGUUAUUUUUGCAGUCCACUCCGAGAGUCUCCACUUGGAGAGGAAUUAAUAUUUACUUGAUAUUUAAUUUUCAAGUGUCGUUUAUUUUUAGUACUUGUAAAUCCUUGCUCGGUGAUUUUUUGUAGAGCAGUUUUAGGCAAAAUGUCUAGCACCUUGUCACAGGAAAAAAAGAUGUGUAAAUAGAUCAAUAAAUGUGUAAAAUAGGAAUAGAAAUAUAUAGAUAAAAAUGAGGAGACGGAUAGAUAGAUAAUGAACAAAACGAAAAUGGAAUUUUUUUUUUUUUCGACAAAAGCAAGACAUUUUUUAUGACAAAUUGUUCGCCAAAAUACGCUUUUUCGAUCUCCUGUAACCGGCGUGUUAGAGUAUGAAAUAUAAUGUAGAUAUGUAACUAAUGAUUUAGCAAAAAAAAAAAAAAAUGAAGAGUCUCUGUAUUUUUACAUGUGAUAUAUAAUUCACCCAUGAUUUUUUAUACACAACCUCUUUCGGUUAGCUAAUAGUUCUUUUCAAUUGUCUUUCAAUUUUGUGAUUUUAGCUUCGGCAUGCUAUAGUAUUUUUGUAGCUGUAUGUAAUCAUAUUUUUUACUGGUAAUGUGAUAGAGAAUUAAUGAAUGGAUGUGACUGUUUUACAUAGUUUAUUGAUAAAUAAAAAUGAAAAAGUU
Molecule: messenger RNA, 3376 nt
Organism: Penaeus indicus
Lineage: Eukaryota; Metazoa; Arthropoda; Malacostraca; Decapoda; Penaeidae
Product: UNC93-like protein
Exons: 9
Coding region: 168-1691 (507 amino acids)
Biological process (GO): regulation of potassium ion transport; regulation of muscle contraction
Cellular component (GO): striated muscle dense body; plasma membrane
Molecular function (GO): potassium channel regulator activity
Source: RefSeq, a predicted model, not a curated record